CGCGCCCCGACAGGUCCACAGUCGAGGCUCAGGCGGCGUAGCACCAUGGCGGACCACGCAUACAUGAAGAGAGCUGGUGAUAGGGACGAUAGCUUCAAAACUUUCGUAUGGAACCCUCAAACCAAACAAUUCCUAGGCCGUACUGGCUCUUCGUGGUUUAAGAUCGGCGUCUUCUACAUCAUCUUCUACGCUUGCCUGGCCGGGUUCUUCGCUAUCAUGAUGGCCGUCUUCUACCAAACCCUUGACACCAACCAUCUCCCCAAGUACACACCAGGUGACGGGGGCUCCCUCCUCAAGAACCCCGCCAUGGGUUUCCGGCCACUUCCAAGAGCGGAGAACGUGGAAUCGACUCUUAUUUGGUACAAGAACGGAGACAACGAUGACAUCAAGCAUUGGGUGGACCAGCUCAACAGUUUUAUCGAACCAUACGAGGGCACGAGUAAGAUCACCUCCGGCCAACACGUCACAUCUUGCUCUGAGGACAAGCUUCCAGAACCAGAGGAAGUGUGUCGCUUUGAGGACAAGUGGCUCUCCGAUAAGUGUCAGAAGGCAGAGAGCUGGGGAUACAACCGUGAAUCACCAUGCAUUCUCCUCAAGCUGAACAAGAUGAUCAAGUGGGUGCCUGAGGUAUACGAGACGCUGGAGGAGCUGCCAGAGAACAUGCCGCAGAGUCUCAAGGACCACAUUAAGUCCAGCAUGGAGCUAAACGGUGGCAAGAUCCCCAAGAUGAUUUGGGUGUCCUGUGAGGGAGAGAACCCCGCCGAUCAGGAAUAUAUUGGCCCCAUCCGCUACUCCCCCUGGAAUGGUUUCCCCGCCUACUACUUCCCCUACAUGCACACCCCCGGCUACCUCCCCCCCAUCGUGGCUGUCCAGUUCGACCAGCCCAUGUCUAACGUGCUCAUCAACAUUGAGUGCCGCGCCUGGGCCAAGAACAUCGUGCACGACCGCCAGAACCGCCUUGGUCUGGUGCACUUUGAGCUCCUGAAGGACUAGAGCGAUGCAGCACAGCACGGUGCGGCGCCGGCGGCCGCCCUUCUAGGCGCCUUCCCCGGGCUACAAUUUUCAUAUUGAGAAUUCAUAAAUUAUUACCUAUACCACUAUGAGAGUUGUUUUUAGGUGUGAAGAAAUUUUAACUGUGAAUAGUCUUGUCAAACUCCUCUUUUGUCAUGUAUUUUUUUAUUAUAAUAAAUGAAAACUGUCCCGACGGAAGCAGACAGUCGCGCGGGAGGCCGGCCGGGGCACGCGUGAGGGGCCCGCCCUGCCCCGCCCCGCCCCCCGUGCCCCGCGCCGGGCGGCGGUGCCCCGGCUGGCCGAGGGAUCCCAGGCUCCGCGGGACGUCUACUACGUUAAGGAAUUGUUAUGAGUAUUGUGUAAUUUUGUGUAAAUUUUGUGAAGUACAGUACAUACAGUAUAUUCCAGCGCCGCGCGGCACGGCGACGGUGCCGCGCGGCAGAGCCACGACACCACCAGCAGCAGCAGUUGUAGUCCGUAGCAAUUCCUUUGUCUAGCGUUGUGUAAAUAGUCUUGUACGCAGAGAGUAUCACUAUAUUUAAUGCAAUCAACGAGGGGCGCCCCGACGCCCGUCCGGCUAACCUGCGGCGCCGGCGGUGGCUGCCGUGGGGGGAGGGGGGAAUGAGAGAAACGGGGAGAGAAUAAAGGUGAGGCGCCGUGGGUCAGCCUGGCGGGGGGACGGGGUGCUGUCUUGCAAACGUUCAUCCACCCUCGGAAAAUGUGUUGUUUUCCGCAGUUGUUCUGGUUUUCAGCAAUAAAGAUCUUGACAAAUUUA
Molecule: messenger RNA, 1786 nt
Organism: Portunus trituberculatus (swimming crab)
Lineage: Eukaryota; Metazoa; Arthropoda; Malacostraca; Decapoda; Portunidae
Product: sodium/potassium-transporting ATPase subunit beta-like
Exons: 7
Coding region: 46-993 (315 amino acids)
Biological process (GO): potassium ion import across plasma membrane; intracellular potassium ion homeostasis; intracellular sodium ion homeostasis
Cellular component (GO): sodium:potassium-exchanging ATPase complex
Molecular function (GO): ATPase activator activity
Source: RefSeq, a predicted model, not a curated record